CCGUGAGACACAGACGGCAGCUUUCCGAGCGAGCGGGGGACAGGCUGAGGCGGCGCCAGCACAACUGCGCCGCUCGCCGGAGAAGACCCGGGCGCCAGGAGAGAAGGCAAAGCCCGGAGCCCCAUCCCCUCUCUCCGUGGGGUUCUACUGAGCCGACGGGCAGCUCGGCGGCCGUGCGCGACCCCCUUCCCGGCCACUUCGCGGGGUGUGCCAGGACUUGGGGACACGGCUCGGGAAGAGUCGGGGCGGGAGACGGCGGCGGCGGAGAGAGGGGGCGCGCACCGGGACGGGAGAGGAGUGAGUGGCGGGCUGGGCGGCGGCGGCGGCCGUAGCCGCGGGUACCUCCCCGCCUCGCCGCUUCGCAGGCAGCACCGCCUCCCCGGGCCGCGGCCGCCCGGCCGGGUCCUCUGCGCGUUCCCGGGCCCCGAGCCGGCGCACGAUGCGCCCGGCUGCGUUCUGAUCGCCGCCGCGCCGCCGCCUCCGCCGCGAUGAUCCCCCCUGAGCCGCCGCAGCAGCAGCUGCAGCCGCCACCGCCGGCCCCGCCGAACCAUGUGGUGACCACCAUCGAGAACCUGCCGGCCGAGGGCAGCGGCGGCGGCGGCAGCCUGUCCGCCUCCUCCCGGGCUGGCGUACGCCAGAGGAUCCGCAAAGUGCUGAACAGGGAGAUGUUAAUCUCUGUGGCUCUGGGCCAGGUGUUAUCCCUUCUUAUUUGUGGAAUUGGCUUGACCAGCAAGUACCUGUCAGAAGAUUUCCAUGCCAAUACACCAGUCUUCCAGAGUUUCCUCAAUUACAUCCUUCUCUUUUUGGUCUAUACCACCACACUAGCUGUCAGACAAGGAGAAGAAAACCUCCUGGCAAUUUUACGACGAAGAUGGUGGAAGUAUAUGAUCCUGGGACUCAUCGACCUGGAAGCAAAUUACCUGGUGGUCAAGGCCUACCAGUACACGACUCUGACCAGUAUCCAGCUCUUGGACUGCUUUGUGAUCCCGGUGGUGAUUUUGCUCUCCUGGUUCUUCCUGCUGAUCCGGUACAAAGCUGUGCAUUUCCUCGGCAUCGUGGUCUGUAUCCUGGGAAUGGGCUGCAUGGCAGGAGCGGAUGUCCUUGUGGGAAGACAUCAGGGAGCAGGGGAAAAUAAGCUGGUAGGGGACCUUCUGGUCUUAGGAGGAGCCACGUUAUACGGUAUCUCCAACGUCUGGGAAGAAUACAUCAUCCGAACCCUGAGUCGAGUGGAAUUUCUGGGGAUGAUUGGACUCUUCGGGGCUUUUUUCAGUGGAAUUCAAUUAGCCAUAAUGGAGCACAAGGAGCUGUUAAAGGUGCCCUGGGAUUGGCAAAUAGGACUGCUCUACGUUGGCUUUAGCGCCUGCAUGUUUGGUCUCUACAGCUUCAUGCCAGUCGUCAUAAAGAAAACCAGCGCCACUUCGGUCAACCUCUCACUGCUCACAGCAGAUUUGUACAGCCUGUUCUGCGGACUGUUUCUCUUCCACUACAAGUUUGGGGGGCUGUAUCUCCUGUCUUUCUUCAAUCUCAUCGGGCUGGUGCUCUACUCUCCACCUCCACAUACCGUAGCCCAGGACCCCCGAGUGUACAAGCAGCUCCGCAAUCCUUCCGGGCCCGUCGUGGACCUUACCGGCCACAGCGCAGGUGGAGCCUCAGUCACCUACACCACUGGGCAGGAGACCGAAGAGGAGCCCCACGUCCGCGCUGGCCUAGGAUGAGGCCCUCCCCGCCCACUGAAGUCACCUCCGUGGCCACGUUGUUCGCCCUUCAUCUCUGUAUUGUACAUAGAGAAAGGUAUUUAUUAGGUGCGGUUUACGCAGGUGGACUGCAAGGUAGCAAAUCUGAAAGCCUGUAAGAGGCAUAAGCUAAACAUCCUGGAGUCACGGCCUCGAGCCAUCUGGACUUAGAGAGACGCCUAGCUAGUAUGUUUCCUGAUCACAACCCUCCUGCAUUAAUUACUGUGAAAAACUUUUGAAUUAAAAGCAAGUAUUAUUAUUAUUUGUAUUAUUAUUGUUACUGUUAUUACACUAACUUUCAGGAGGAUGUUUUGUACUCCUGAUGAGAACUAUCGCCAGACCCACAUGUAGUUAACAUAAAUCCCCACUUUUCAAUGGGCAAGUCACUUUUUAAGAAUCAUACUUUAUUUUUUUGCACAGUUUACAUGAGUGCUGCAUACCACAGGAGCUCCACCCUGAGAAGUUUCUUAGCCGAGGGGCUGGUGGCUGAUGGUUUCCUCUGUCACCUGUUGGACUGCCUGCUCAACAAGUAUUUUGUGCUGUCACCCUUGUGGGGAGGGGCAACUGACCAUAUAAUUCUCUAUUCUAGGAAUAGAUAUAAACAAACACUUGAGCUUUUUUAUAUUUUGAUCUCUGAUUACUCCGGGCCAUUGCCUUUCUGUUGUACCACGUGAUUCUGCUAAUGAAGUCCCUGUAAUAACAGGAUAAGGAAGCUUUUAUUUCCGUGGCUUAUAGGAAACCCCAGGAAUAAUAAUAUCAUGUGUGUUUUGGGUAAUAUAUAUAUAUAUUAAAUAUAUUAAAUCUUUCUGCCCCUCCUUAUAGCCUCUCUUCCAAAAAUGUAUUUGAUUUUACAUUUAAUUCCUAGAUUUCUUUAGUGAUACUAUGAAAAUUAUUCAAGUCAUUGGAAAAAGCCAUGGCCCUCUGCCCUCUUCAAUUGUGUCCCACCCUUGUUAAGAUACACCAGCAUGGAAAUCACCCUCACUGUGGAGUGUCAUUGGUGGGGUGGCCCCCAACAAAGUCAACGUGCUGAUGUGGAGCAGUCUCUGACAAUGGCUUGAUUGAUCUGACCACGUGGUAGUGAUAAAGAUGUCAUGAAUGAAAAAGUGUGGCAUCUUGGUCAUCUUUGGCAUCCCUUCAACAGCAGAAUAUAUCAACACCCUAUUCUUAGGGAUACAGAGAACAUUGUGGGGUCCUGAUAAGGCUUUGAGGGAUAUGUCACUAGUCUAAUUUUGUUGCCCUUAAAGUAACUCUUUUUUUCAAACACACACAAACACACAAAACCAAGAAGCACCACAGACCUCUACGAUUUGGAAUAGAUUUUAUGUGUCAGUAUGUGAAAUAGUCUUUAAGUUUGACCGGCUUCAAUACCAUGCAAAAAGAUCCGUGAUGGAGUACAGGGUUUGUUAAGGAAAAAUAAAUGCUUAUGAAACUGUGGGCAAUUCAGAUCAAUACAUCUUAAGCAAACAAAACAAAUCACCGGAGGGGUCCGUGUAAAGUAGGACAGAUUGCAGCCCCGUCAGGACUCCCGUAGAGCCUGCACAAGGCCUAAUUCCUGGGUAGGCGAACGCGUCCCGUGCUGGCUGGUCAGCAGCAGGUGGCCCUUCUGUCUGCCUUCUACCCCCGGGGGGGCAGUCCUGCCCCCGGAAAUGGCGAAGAAGAAUUACCUCCUCGGAUAUGCAGAGUGUAUGGUCAUCUCUGUUCAGCCCCCUCAGAAAUAUGUUUUAUUUUUGGAGAAAAAAGAAAUCAAUGUCAAAACAACUUGCCAGUGUCUGCUCUCUGCUACCUUUUAAACCAAUUAAAUACCUUUCUCUGAAUAUUUUGUCCAUUCAGAUCUGAAGACCUUUAAAGACUGUGGUUUUAUUUUUGUGUUUACAUUCCUUCGGUUGGCAUAAUUUGCUUGAUUUAUUGCAUUUUUAGUAUUUAUUUUAAAGCCAAAUGUUUUAGUCUUUUUUAUUCAUUUUUAUGACACUAAUUUGUAGACACUUAGUAAAGUCUUAUGAGAAAUAAGUGGAUGAAGCUAUUCCAAGUCAACUCAGUGGACUGGGAAGUUUUUUAAAAUUUAAAUUUCAAAAAGGUUUGCAGUCAACGGUUGGCUAAAAGUCUCCAUCUGGAUUAUUUUCUAGGAUAUUUUAAUUGACUCCCUUGUAUGGAAACCAAGUGUGAAUGUUAAGGUGAACUCACUGUAAACCCUUUACCAUCCAGUGUUCUCGUGCACAACGACUUUCAUGUCACUGGGGUCCUUCACUGUGUUGGUUCGUCUCCAGUUAGAAAGGCUGAUAACAUAUUGCACCGUCUGAGAUCAGGAGUUCCAGAUUGACCCUUCGGACAAAAAAGAAAAUAGCAAAGAACGAACUCUUUGUGUAAAAACACUGGUUCUUCGGGAGCGGGGUGGGAAGCGCGAGUAGGACGUUAACUCUAGCCGUUUUCAUUUCUGAAAUCUCACAGCCUCAAUAGACACCAGCAAAAAGUUCAGCUUUUCGCCCCCCCCACCCCCACCCUGCACAAGUGAGACUUUAGCAACUUGUAUAGAAUUGGAUUGGGUAAGCAAACCACAGCGCCUCCCCCACCCCCACGCCUCCCCGCUAGUGAUCAGUGCUGGUUCUCAGUUUCCUCCAUGAAAACCUGCCCUGGGGACAGCGCUUGCCUUGGUCACAACUUCACACCUUCCCACCGCUCCAGACUCUGAAAUACACAAGCAGGUAGACCAAGCAGUGGAAAAAUCUGCACCACUGUGUCCCAUGAAAAUGUUUCAAUGUUUAGUUUAGAUAUUGCUAACUUGUGCUAUUAACCUUUUGACAAGUGUGUAGUAUUGUUUGUUUUGGGUUUGUUUUUGAGUUAUAACCACUUAGUAGUCCCCAGCUAGCUACCAGGACAGAUUUUACCCCAUGGGUAGGAUUCUAUUGUCAAGCCACAUAACAAAGCACACUAAUCCAGACACCGUAAGUGGAAAAUAUAAACCAAAAAGGAGAUUUACACCGAUAAGUUGAACAAACUCCAUUUUUGAUAUUUGCAUGCUCCCCUAUGGACUGGCUGUGGCAAUGUAAUGCCUGUAUAAUGUUUUCAAAUAAAAAUAAAUGCUUUAUGAAAGCA
Zalophus californianus (California sea lion) is the source of this 4823-nucleotide messenger RNA. RefSeq names its product solute carrier family 35 member F1 (gene SLC35F1). Gene Ontology annotation, biological process: transmembrane transport. The record is from RefSeq and is a predicted model, not a curated record. NCBI's taxonomy places the organism in Eukaryota, Metazoa, Chordata, Mammalia, Carnivora, Otariidae. Gene Ontology annotation, molecular function: transmembrane transporter activity. Gene Ontology annotation, cellular component: membrane.